AUGACUGUCACCAAGUACCCCGCCAAGCAGCACUGGGCCAAGGUCGCCAAGAACCUCGGACUCACCGAGGGCCUCGUCUACUUGAAGGGUGAUGUUCUCAAGGAGAGACACGAUACCGACGUCGAACUCACUUUCAGACAAGAGUCCAACUUUUACUACUUGACUGGAUUCGCCGAGCACGACGGCCAUGUCCUCUACGACUUGAAGACCCAGCAGAUGACUCUGUUGCCCUACAAGCUCCCCGAGGAUCACAUUGUCUGGAUGGGCAUGCCCCCUACCGAGGCCCAGCUUGCCACCAAGUUCGAGUUUGAUAACAUUCGCUGGUCGACUGAGCUCACCGCCGCCAUCAACGAGUCCGGCGCCUCCACCCUCUAUGUUCUUCGCCAGGAGGAUGUCCCCAAGGGCAUCAGUUUGACCGUCGAUGCUGAUCAGCUCAAGGAUGCCAUCGUCACCGCCCGCAUGUACAAGUCUGCCUACGAGAUCGAGGCCAUGCGCAAGAUCAACCACAUCUCCUCCAACGCUCACGUCGCCUUGAUGAAGGCUGCCAAGAAGUCCCAGUCCGAGAUUGAGCUCGACGCCCUUUUCAGAUACGAGACCGCUCGCUUCGGUGCCCGCGCCCAAGCCUACGAGCCCAUCGUCGGUGUCGGCUCCAACGCCGCUACUCUUCACUACGGACGCAACUCUGCCUCUUUCAACGGAAACCACGACCAAUUGUGCUUGGUCGAUGCUGGCGCCGAGCAGGGCUGCUAUGCCUCGGAUAUCACCCGUACCUUCCCCUUGAACGGAAAGUACGCCGGUGACGCCAAGACUGUCUACGAGAUUGUCCUUCAGAUGCAGAAGGCCGUCAUUGCUGCCUUGAAGCCCGGUGUUCAGUGGGAGGAUAUGCACAGACUUGCUGCCAAGAUUGCUGUCGAGGGUCUCCAGAAGGCUGGUGCCAUCAAGGCUGAAUACUCGAUCGAGGAGUUGCUCGAGAAGCACGUCGAUGGUGUUUUCUUCCCCCACGGUCUCGGUCACAUGAUCGGAUUGGAUGUUCACGAUGUCGGAGGAUACCCCAAGGGUGUUGCCCGCAUCCAGGCCCCUGGCCUCCAGUACUUGCGCAUGCGUCGUGAGCUCGAGGCUGGCUUUGUUGUCACUGUCGAACCCGGUGUGUACUUUGUCGAGUUUAUCCUUAACGAGGCCAAGAAUAACGCCGAGAUCUCUAAGUACAUGGACUGGGCUGUUGUCGACCGCUUCGCCAAGGUCGGAGGUGUUCGUAUCGAAGACUGCAUUGUCAUUACCGAGACCGGCAUUGAUAACUUGACCAUUGCCCCCAAGGAGAUCGCUGAGAUCGAGGCCCUUAUGGCCUAA
Messenger RNA from Linnemannia hyalina, 1347 nucleotides. Lineage: Eukaryota; Fungi; Mortierellomycota; Mortierellomycetes; Mortierellales; Mortierellaceae. The record is from the annotation of a GenBank genome assembly.